This is a messenger RNA of Mesocricetus auratus (golden hamster), 4265 nucleotides long. It is a transcript of the gene Pnma8a, whose product is annotated as PNMA family member 8A. The transcript has 2 exons. The coding region runs from base 478 to 1773 and encodes 431 amino acids. The record is from RefSeq and is a predicted model, not a curated record. NCBI's taxonomy places the organism in Eukaryota, Metazoa, Chordata, Mammalia, Rodentia, Cricetidae.
AGCCUUGUGCAGGAAUCAAGUGCGCAUGAGCACUCUUGAACACCAGCUUGGUGGUGCUCAGGGGAUCAAGGCUGUGUACCUGUGCAGACUGGGCUGGAUCUGGGCAUAGGCACAACUUCCUGGCUCUUCGGGGCCGGGGCCCUGCUCUCAGCGGGCAACUGCUCUCCAGCCUCCUGUCCUUGGCCUGCCUGGACUGCCAGAAGCCGGGGUGGCCAGACCAUCCCUGUGAACCUGCAGAGCUCCAGGCUGCAGGAAGGGGCCAAGGCCAAUUGCACCAUAUUCGGAACACGUGAGCAACUGGGGCCCAGGUUAGGGAGGAGCAUCUUGGUGGGGAAGAGCUAGGCCUCUUGCAAGGCAGCCAUCUUCCAGGGAAUCUGACCUCACUGUCUUGUCACCUGCGAGAUUCAUAUUUUGACCACCUCACCUCCAUCAGCUCCUUCAUAGAUUCUCUGUUCCCAGCACAGGCAGAGCAGGAAGAUGUCGGAACCUAAGGCCAUGAGCCUGCUGGAGGACUGGUGUAGAGGCAUGGGACUGGACAUCCACAGGUCUCUGUUGGUCACUGGCAUCCCCGAACACUGUGGUCACGCAGAGAUCGAGGAGACCUUGAACGGGGUCCUCUUGCCCCUGGGCACGUACCGUGUGCUCAACAAAAUUUUUUUGCGGCAAGAGAACGUCAAGGCUGCUCUCGUUGAGGUUAGCGAGGGUGUGAAUCUCAGCUCUAUACCCCGCGAGUUCCCAGGGAGGGGCGGUGUCUGGAAAGUGGUCUGCAGGAACCCCACCCAGGACGCUGAGUUCUUAAAAAAUCUCAACGAAUUCCUGGAUGCCGAAGGGCGCACUUGGGAGGAUGUGGUGCGCCUCUUGAGGUUUAACCACCACCCGGCAUUCCCGAACUCAAGCCAGCCUUCACCGAACUGGGCAGAAGCCAUGGGGUUGCUCCUGGGCGCGGUGGUACAGGUUAUCUUUUACAUGGAUGCUGAAAUCCGUAAUCGGGAGGAAGAAGCGAGGGCUGAGGAGUCUGAGUUGAGGGCGUCUUGGGCUUCAACAGCGACGAAGACGGUAAAGAAGGAGCCCGGGCUGGGCGUUGAGGUGGGCUCGGCUUUCAAGACAGAGGACAGAAACUAUUGGAGGAAAGCAGAGGACCGCGGCGACCCUCCAAAACCUCUAGUUCACAGGGCUGGAGGUAAGCUUCGUUCCAGGAGAAGGAAGCAGAAAAAAAAUCCUAAGCAAGAACCAAUAUACUGGAGAAAACCCCACGGCAACAAUUACUACAACAAGGCGUAUUUGGAAAGCCCUGAAGCUGCGCCUGCCCAAAGCUCAGAGACCCCAGACUCUGUUAAGAGCAACAAAAAACCCUUCGUGAAGCAGGAGGAGACAGUUUGGAAGAAGAAACGAGUCUGGAAGGAUCCCAACGAUCUUCCUCAGCGUACACUGCCCACAGCAGAGAGUCCUGGGAGUCUAGAGCACUCAGAUCAAGACGGUGAACCUGAAAACCCUCCCAAGAAGAAAGCCAUGACCUGGGCUUCACAUAAGAUCCCUGCCCCCACGAGGAAGAAGAGGAAGAUGAGCGUGGGCUCUCUCUCUUGUGUUCUGGUUGAUUCCGAAGCCACCAAGAGCAAAGCUGUGAUUCCUAAGAAAGGGCCUAGUUCUAGAAGGGCCAUGUCAGCUCAAAGGGCUCCUGGGGGGGCCCAGUCGGCUGAUGCCCCCGCGUCAACAUCCAGGGCUCGGAAGUCAGGAGGCUUCCCUCGUGUCUCCAAAGAUCCCAGCAAUCUAUGAUUCGGGGAGCCCUGUACCCGAGGAGACGGAAGAGUACCAAGGAAGAUGUUUCAAGUCGCGAGCAAACUUUUUCUUUGUGGUUGACUUUGGACUAUCUGGGGGCCCGUGAUAUGUGUGCGUGUCUGGCCCACACAGGUAACAGAUGCCAGGCCUUAGGAGGGGAGGAUUGUCGGGGGCGGGUACCCUCUUUGUGUGUUUUCCUCAGCUGGCACUUCUUCUCAAAGGCAGAAGAGGUGAUGAGUAGCUUCAGAGAAUUCCAGAACAUUCUUUCCCCUUUGCCCAGAGGGGCUUCAUGGUUAUGCUUACCUACAUUGAGCCUUUAUUGUCCUCUGCCUCCUUCCUUUUCUUCUGGAGGCCCAGGCCGCCUGCAGAGCCUGAAGUCCAGAAGGACAGGGUGGCUGUUUUGUCCCUUGUGUUGUCAGCAUUUGGUAAGUCAGGCCUUGCUCUUCAAAGCUUCGUGUGUGUGUUUUUCAAGUUCUGUCCUACAGCAACCUAACUGGAAGUUGUUUAGGUCCCAGGAGUUAGUUCUGGGGAAACAAAACAAAACAAACAUCUGUUUGCCCUUGAAUUCUUCAGAUUUCAGAGUCUUUAAAGAAACUGAGGGCAGGACAGAUGGCUUAGUGGGUAAGAGGGCUUGCAAUACAAACACAAAGACCUGCGUUCUAGUCCUUAGGAGGCUUGGAAAAAGGCCAGGCAUGACUGCCCUGGCCCGUAACACCAGCAUCGGGUCUUGGAUACAAGUAGAGCCCAACAACUUGCUGGGCAGCCAACAUAUCUGAAAUAAUAAGCUUCUGGGCUGGGGAAUCUCCCAGUGAGGGGCUAGGGGUGUGGCUCAGUGGUAGAGCCCCUGCUAGUAUAUGGAAGGCUCUGGGUUCUAGUUUCAGAACCAAUAAAAAACAAAAUGGAAUAAAAAUGGCACUUUAGUUCCCAAAUGGGUUAAUGUUCUCUCAAGGAAGCCCGUGGUGGGUAGGAGAGGUUGGUAGAUAAAAAUCAGUUUUUAGCUCUAAUUCUGUUGACUUCUAUGAGACCCCCUGUCUUUGAGGGGGGAUCAGUUACUUACAUAAUAGUAAGAAAGGGAAAACCUCUCUCUUUUCAAAAGUGUAUUUAAAAUAGACUGAUUUCUGUCCUCUGAUUUCUGCCAUGUGAAGGAGUCUGGAUGGUACGUCGCUACAUCCUAAGGAUUUUUUUUUAAUGUUAAAAGGUAUGAAAGAGAGGCUAGAGAUAUGGUUCAGGGAGAAAAGGGGCUUGUCACUAAGCCCCAGUCUCUGGGUUCAAUCCCUGGCAUCUACAUGAUGGAAAGAGAGAAGCAACUCCAGAGAGUCCCCCUCUGCCCUCCACAAUCAUUCCAUGGCAUGAGCAUACCAGUGAAUAAAUAUAAUUAAAAAGAGAAGCAACUCCAGAGAGUCCCCUCUGGCCUCCACAAUCAUUCCAUGGCAUGAUCAUACCAGUGCAUAAAUAUAAUAAAAAAGUUUGACAUUCAAAAUAAAAUAAUGACACACGGAUGUAAUCCCAGCAUGUGGAGGCUGAGGCAGGAGAAUUGCUAUUAGUUCAAGGCCUGCUUGGGCUAAAGAGUAAGACCCUGUCUCAAAGUAAAUAAGUAAAUAGGAACUUUUUUUUAAAGUGUAGAAAAGUGAUAACUAUGUUGUAAUCCAAAAUACUGGAAUAUUCCCUUGUGUGCAUAGAAUAAGUGUAACUAGUCAUUGGCACUGUACAUUGUAUAUAAUCGCAUUUUUCUCUCUGUGUGUGUGUGUUCAUCUGUGCAGAUGAGCACGUGUGUGGAGGCAGAUUGCCUUCGGUGUUCACUCCUCAGCCACCAACGGCCUUUUCAUGAGACACAGUCUUCUCACUGGCUUGAAACUGGCUAGGAGGCUGGCGGGGCAGAGGAUGCUAGGGAUCUUCCGGUCUGUCUCCCCAGCACAGGGGCUUCUAGCCUUGCUACAAUGUUGCCUUUUUUUUUUUUUUUUUACUGCACAGGUUUUGGGGAUCAAAUUCAGAUCUUUGUCCUUGAAACAUAGUUUCCUAACUGAGGUGUUGUGCACCACGCCUACUCUCUAAUUAAAGUUUCUUCUAGAUGUGAACUUUGAGGAGAAAGGUACGAAGGAAGUGGACGAAUUUGGUCGGGAAGUGGAGGGAUUUGGUCCCCUGCGCGUUCCAUAACAUAAAGUCCAAAGUGAGUCUGCAGCUGUGCGUUUCCCUUUCCUGUUCAGCUGUGAUUGACAACAGAGCCCCUUGCUAAUCUGGGCUGACCUGAUACCCAGUUGGGUUUCUGUCCUGGAUUUCCUUCCAGCCCUUGUGAGUUUUCAAGCUCUCUUCCCGCUUCAGUUUUCUUGAUUCAGAAACUGUCAUCAGUUGUUAGACAUUUGUCAGUGAAUCCGUCAACCACCAGGCCCAAUUCUCAUGAUAAUCCCGAGACACCUUCGUUGAAAUAGUGCAUUGAUGUAACAAUCAAUGAAUUUAAAUGUGUGAGUGUAAAAUAAAGUUGUGCAAAUGAA